This is a messenger RNA of Budorcas taxicolor (takin), 2112 nucleotides long. RefSeq names its product nephrocystin 1 (gene NPHP1). The coding region runs from base 46 to 2112 and encodes 688 amino acids. NCBI's taxonomy places the organism in Eukaryota, Metazoa, Chordata, Mammalia, Artiodactyla, Bovidae. The record is from RefSeq and is a predicted model, not a curated record. Gene Ontology annotation, molecular function: protein binding. Gene Ontology annotation, biological process: protein localization involved in establishment of planar polarity. Gene Ontology annotation, cellular component: cytoplasm; cilium. The transcript is spliced from 20 exons.
GGUUUCCCUGGCGACCGCUGUGCUCUCCGCGCCUAGGUGACGGAGAUGCUGGCGAGGCGGCAGCGCGACCCACUCCAGUCCUUGCAGCGCCGCAGUCAGGAGCUGAAGCAGCAGGUCGCUGGGUUGCUUUUUGAGAGUCAACUGAAAGGAGCUCUAGAAGCAAGUAAAAGGAGAGAUAUGUACCAAAGAUGUAUCCAAUUAAAACAGGCAAUAGAUGAAAAUAAAAAUGCUCUUCAAAAAUUAAAAAAAGCUGAUGAACCUGCACCUGUGGGAAAUUACUAUCAGAAGAAAGAAGAGGAGCACAAUCUUUUGGAUAAGCUUACCCACCAACUGCAGGAGCUUGCUGUGUCCAUAAGCAGAGAAAAUGUCACUGAAACUGGGGCACUCACUGAAAGAGAGGAAGAGGAGAAUUCUGCUGAAGAAGAUGAGGAAGAAGACGACGACGACGGCGAAGAAGAGAGCAAAGAAAGUAGGGGCGAGGAUGAAGAAGCAGAAGAGGAAGACGAGGAGAAACAGGAAGGCGACUCUCACCCAGAGGCCGCGAGCGGAGAAUACAUCGCUCUUGGGGAUUUUACGGCUCAGCAAGUGGGAGACCUCACGUUUAAAAAAGGAGAAAUUCUCUGUAUAAUCAAAAAAAACUCUGAUGGUUGGUGGAUGGCUAAGAACGCCAAAGGAAACAAAGGCCUUAUUCCUAAAACCUACUUGGAGCCCUAUAAUAAAGAAGAAGGCCAAGCAUCAAGUGAAGAAGGCAGUGAAGAGGAUACAGAGGUACGGGCUGAAACAGCAGGAGCAGAGGUCAAGCCAAGAACCGAUUCUCACUGGAGUGCUGUCCGGAAAGCCAUCUCAGAGCAGAUAAACACCGUCGACGUGCUGACCGCGAUGGGAGCUAUUCCUGCCGGGUUCAGGCCUUCCACCCUCUUCCAGCUCCUGGAGGAAGGGAAUCAAUUUCGAGCAAGUUACUUCUUACAGCCAGAGCUCACACCUUCCCAAUUGGCCUUCAGAGAUCUAAUAUGGGAUGCAAAAACCGGCUCUAUUAGGUCAAGACCGAGCCGUGUCUCCUUAAUUCUGACUCUCUGGAGCUGCAAGGUGAUUCCUCUUCCAGGGGUGAGCAUCCAAGUUCUGAGCAGACACGUGCGCCUCUGUCUGUUUGACGGCAGUGAGGUUCUGAGCAACAUUCACACAGUCAGGGCCACGUGGCAACCUAAGAAGCCCCAAACAUGGACCUUUUCUCCCCAGGUUACUGGCAUCUUGCCCUGCCUGCUUGAUGGCGACUGUUUCAUCAGAUCCAAUUCUUCCUCUCCAGAUCUUGGAAUAUUAUUUGAACUUGGAAUUUCUUAUAUUCGCAAUUCCACUGGUGAAAGAGGAGAGUUGAGCUGUGGCUGGGUGUUUCUGAAACUUUUUGACGCCACUGGAAUUCCUAUGCCAGCAAAGACUUACAAGCUCUUCUUGAACGGAGGCACCCCCUAUGAAAAAGGCGUUGAAGUGGACCCUUCAGUAUCCAGAAGAGCACAUGGUAGUGUUUUCCAUCAGUUGAUGACAAUGAGGAGGCAGCCUCAACUUCUAGUCAAACUGAGAUCUUUGAACAGAAGAUCACGGAACACGCUAAGUCUACUACCAGAAACAUUAAUCGGAAGCAUGUGCUGCGUCCAUUUGUUGAUAUUUUAUCGCCAGAUCCUUGGAGAUGUUCUCCUGAAAGACAGGAUGAGCCUGAACAGUGCAGAUUUAAUUAGUAAUCCAGUGCUGGCCACCUUCCCCAAGCUCUUGGAGGAGUCAGACAUAAUGGAUGCACUCAGGAGUUCCUGGGCUGAGAAAGAGAGUACGUUAAAAAGAUCAGAGAAGGGAGACAGGGAGCUCCUGAAGGCGGCGUUCCUGCUGGUUUACCACGACUGCGUGCUCCCCCUGCUGCACUCUGCGCUCCUGCCCCCGUCUAGAUGGGCAGAGGAGGAGACUGAGGCUGCCCGGUGGAAGGGCAUCGCUGACUUCCUCAAGCAAAACCAGGAAAAGGAGGGCGCCCUCCAGGUUCUGCUGUCGCCAGAGGGGGUCCAUGAAGCUUUCGACAUUUCCGAGCAGACCUAUGACUUCUUGGGUGAAAGAAGAAAGAACCUAGCCUGA